Messenger RNA from Mirounga angustirostris (Northern elephant seal), 2563 nucleotides. RefSeq names its product zinc finger protein 143 (gene ZNF143). Gene Ontology annotation, cellular component: nucleus. Bases 327 to 2243 code for a protein of 638 amino acids. The transcript has 16 exons. NCBI's taxonomy places the organism in Eukaryota, Metazoa, Chordata, Mammalia, Carnivora, Phocidae. Gene Ontology annotation, biological process: regulation of transcription by RNA polymerase II. Gene Ontology annotation, molecular function: DNA-binding transcription factor activity, RNA polymerase II-specific; RNA polymerase II cis-regulatory region sequence-specific DNA binding. The record is from RefSeq and is a predicted model, not a curated record.
AGCGGUUCUGCCAACCAGUCAGACAGAGGAACUUUGAUUCCGCCCUUUGCACAAACCAUUCAGGCGCUGGCUGCAAGGCCAGACGAGGCUAACGUCACGGAAAGGGGGCGUGAAUGAGGCGGUCUCCUUUCGCGUCGCCUAAAUUUGAGCCAAUCGCAAGCAGGAAGCGUCUCGUGAGUGACGUAAUGACCGCCCAAUGGAGGCUGGGGGCGGGCCUCAGACUCGCUAUGCGGGUUGCGGGGCCUGGGGGCCGGGCGGCUGUUUCCUGUCCUGGUGCAUGGUGGUCGGACGAAGGAAUUGUUGGAAAAUUUUCUCGGAGGUAGAAAAUGUUGUUAGCCCAAAUAAAUCGAGAUUCUCAGGGAAUGACAGAGUUUCCUGGAGGAGGAAUGGAGGCUCAACACGUUACCCUGUGCCUGACAGAGGCAGUAACAGUGGCAGAUGGUGACAAUUUAGAAAAUAUGGAAGGUGUAAGCUUGCAAGCAGUAACACUUGCAGAUGGUUCUACCGCUUAUAUACAACACAAUUCUAAAGAUGGAAAACUCAUAGAUGGCCAGGUCAUUCAAUUGGAGGAUGGUUCUGCUGCCUAUGUUCAACAUGUACCCAUACCUAAAAGUACAGGGGACAGUUUGCGUUUAGAGGAUGGCCAAGCAGUGCAGCUAGAAGAUGGAACUACAGCGUUUAUUCACCAUACCUCCAAAGACAGUUAUGACCAGAGCGCAUUGCAGGCGGUGCAGCUGGAAGACGGCACCACCGCGUACAUCCAUCAUGCGGUGCAGGUCCCGCAGUCUGACACCAUCUUGGCAAUUCAGGCUGAUGGGACGGUGGCAGGUCUGCACACUGGGGAUGCCACGAUUGACCCCGACACCAUCAGUGCUUUGGAACAGUAUGCAGCAAAGGUGUCCAUUGAUGGAAGUGAAAGUGUAACAGGUACUGGAAUGAUUGGAGAAAAUGAGCAAGAGAAAAAAAUGCAGAUUGUCUUACAAGGACAUGCGACAAGAGUAACUGCUAAAUCCCAGCAGAGUGGAGAGAAGGCAUUUCGAUGUGAAUAUGAUGGAUGUGGAAAAUUAUAUACGACAGCUCAUCAUCUUAAGGUCCAUGAGAGAUCACACACGGGAGACCGGCCUUAUCAGUGUGAGCAUCUAGGCUGUGGGAAAGCAUUUGCAACAGGUUAUGGAUUAAAAAGUCAUGUCAGAACUCAUACAGGAGAAAAGCCAUAUCGGUGUUCAGAAGAUAAUUGUACUAAGUCUUUCAAAACUUCAGGAGAUCUACAGAAACAUAUCAGAACUCAUACAGGAGAAAGGCCUUUUAAAUGUCCCUUUGAAGGCUGCGGUCGGUCUUUCACAACAUCAAAUAUCAGAAAAGUACAUAUUAGGACACAUACAGGAGAAAGACCGUAUUACUGCACAGAACCAGGAUGUGGGAGGGCAUUUGCCAGUGCAACCAAUUAUAAAAAUCACGUGAGGAUACACACAGGUGAAAAGCCAUAUGUUUGUACAGUCCCUGGGUGUGACAAAAGGUUUACAGAAUAUUCCAGUUUGUACAAACAUCAUGUUGUUCACACUCAUUCCAAACCAUAUAACUGUAACCACUGUGGGAAGACCUACAAGCAGAUCUCCACACUGGCCAUGCACAAACGGACAGCCCACAAUGACACUGAGCCCAUUGAGGAGGAGCAGGAAGCCUUCUUUGAGCCUCCCCCAGGUCAAAGUGAAGAUGUUCUUAAAGGGUCCCAGAUCACGUAUGUUACAGGUGUGGAAGGGGACGAUGUUGUGUCUACACAAGUAGCCACGGUGACCCAGGCUGGGCUGAGUCAGCAAGUUACACUCAUAUCCCAGGAUGGGACUCAGCAUGUCAACAUAUCUCAGGCUGACAUGCAAGCCAUUGGCAAUACCAUCACAAUGGUAACGCAGGAUGGCACGCCCAUCACAGUCCCGGCUCAUGAUGCGGUCAUCUCCUCAGGAGGGACCCACUCUGUUGCUAUGGUUACGGCAGAGGGCACAGAAGGACAGCAGGUUGCAAUUGUGGCUCAGGACCUGGCAGCAUUCCAUGCUGCCUCAUCAGAGAUGGGGCACCAGCAGCACAGCCAUCACUUAGUAACCACAGAAACCAGGCCUCUGACCCUAGUGGCCACAUCCAACGGCACCCAGAUCGCAGUUCAGCUUGGAGAACAGCCAUCUCUGGAAGAAGCCAUCAGAAUAGCAUCUAGGAUCCAACAAGGAGAAACGCCAGGGUUGGAUGAUUAAUCCUCAAAACAGUGGGGCACUACAUCAGAAGGAGCCUUUCAAAUCUUCAGGCAGCAGACAUCCAUGAGCCCGGGCCCAGGAAAAUUAGAAUGUUUCCAUUCCUGAAAUACUGUACACAUUUUUAUGCAAGAGUGGAGAACAGUUUAUUCUUGACACUUUUGUGUGUAUAACCCUUGGAAUAGAUUCCCAAACGGAUUCAUUGUGUACAAGGAUGUAUGAAAUUAGGGCAAUACAGUUAAUUUUCACGUUACUCUUUUAUCAGUUUGCAAACUCCUAGCGUCUACAUGCAAGAUCAGUGGAGUCUUAUGAUGGAUUUUUAA